CCCGCCCUCAGCACACGUUACGUCACAGCCAGAGAUGCUGCACACCUCCUCACAACGAGGCCCGGUCAACAUUAAGCUGCACCCUCAAUCCCACCACCUCAAUACCUCAAACAAUUACAGCUGCACAGUUCUCAUCCGCGUCUAACACAGGCCUAUUUUUGUAUUUCGUCGAUAUCGUGCUACCCUCUAGGUAUUCUGCAGUGGAAUACCUCCCUAGUCUCAAACAUGGAUAACACCAAACUUCAUUCAACAGAAAUAAACUUUAUAUAAUUAUCUAUAGUCCUAGCAACAAGUAAGAAGCAUACGAUUACCAAACAAGCAAACAUAAUAAGUAUAUUGACUAAGGAAUUUGACAUUAUUGAAAUAACAAACACAUUCCAUUGUCGAAUGAUUAACAUAUUGUAAAUAGUGUAGAAUGUUAACAUGUAACUAAUUUUUAUACAUAAUAUAAGCUCAUAGAAAUGAAAAACUCAGUAACCAUUUAUUGUGCUCAAUGUAAUGCCUAUGCAGUGUGUAACACGCUUUAAAAAAGUAAAAGCACUUGUGUUAAAAUAGUAACAAAAUAGAAAAUGUUGAUUCGGUGGAAAAAUAAAGACAAAGACAAGGAGAAAUGCGAGAAGGGGUCCAGUCAGAAGCAGAACUCUACCAUGGGGACGUCCAAGAAGAAAAGGAAAUUUGGAAGAGAUGGAGGGAAAUGGCCGGAAAAUAAUGUACCUCCAGUCUACCAGCGAGGGACUAAUUGCUUUCCGAUGCAGAUGUGUGGCGACAGGUUGGCCUGA
Molecule: messenger RNA, 779 nt
Organism: Acanthoscelides obtectus
Lineage: Eukaryota; Metazoa; Arthropoda; Insecta; Coleoptera; Chrysomelidae
Source: the annotation of a GenBank genome assembly